Molecule: messenger RNA, 4450 nt
Organism: Acinonyx jubatus (cheetah)
Lineage: Eukaryota; Metazoa; Chordata; Mammalia; Carnivora; Felidae
Product: SIGLEC family-like protein 1
Exons: 5
Coding region: 2680-3561 (293 amino acids)
Biological process (GO): cell adhesion
Cellular component (GO): plasma membrane
Molecular function (GO): sialic acid binding
Source: RefSeq, a predicted model, not a curated record
CGGGUCCCAUUUCAUCUACCCAAUAACUCCAUGAGGAAUUAUUGUCCUCAUUUCACAGAUGAGGAAGCAGGCUCUGGGAGAUUCAGCAACUUGCCUAGAAAUUUCUCUGUUGGAGUACCCAGGUGUUCUGACUCCUAGUGCCAUUUUAGUGCCACACCACUCUAGAACUUUAGUGAUAAUAAAUGUAUAUACAUCUUCUCUCUCAACACCAUCAUCUGUGUGGUGGGUGUCAUUAAGUCACAUCUUAGAGCAGAGAAAUAGCAUGGUGAAUAACAUGUGAAAAGCCAGUCCCAGGCUUGAUGCUGUUACUCCUUUCUCUGUAACCUGGACCAAUGCCUUUAACCUCUCUGAGCCCCAGUUACCCAAUGUGUCUAAGGGACUAUAAUAAAAUCAUCAUGAGGAUGGCUUAAGCUGAUUUCUAUGAAGGUAUUGAGAAAUCUGUAAACACUUACACAAGUCAGUAUUACUACCGUAAUUUUAAGAUGGCAUUGCUAGAAGUGGCCUCAAGAACCGUGAAGUUCACCACCCAUCCAUUUUGUACAAGAGAGAGCUGUCAUCUGGUAAAUGAAGAAGGGAAGAGAAUAAUUGUUCACCUAAGAGCCAACAGCUAAGUUCCAAUCUACAAUUAUUAUAAGGCACCAUGUGCAUCUGGUUAAUGUAUCUCAUUCUCACAACAUUGCAGCAUUGGUAAUGUUGUGCCUGUUUUUCUGAUUGAGAAACCAAGAUUCAGAAGUGGGGCUACAUGGCCAACUUCACAAGAUACAAUUACUACCAACAAUAAGAACAACAAAAAACCCAGAAGACUAAAUUGGGGUGGUGCAGUUAGGGGUCCACGAGACCACCCUCAGGUUCAAUGAUUCACAAGAAAGAUUCCCAGAACUCAGCAAAAACUGUUAUAUUUAGUUACGGUUUAUUAUAGCAAACAAAUGGAGAUUGAAAUCAGCAAGGGAAAAGGCAUGUAGGGCAGUAUCUAGGAGAGACCAAGAAUGAGCUUUCAGUUGUCUUUUCCCAGUAGAGUUGUGCAUACAGUAUUUACUUCUCUUGGCAGUAAUGCUUGGCGAUAUGCAUAGUAUUGCCAAGCAGAGAAACUCACCGAGCUUUAGUGUCCAGGGUUUUUAUUGGGAGCCUGGUCCCACAGGCAUGGGUGACCUUAGUCUCCAGCUACUUCAGAGGUCAAGCUGAUACCACAUGUGACCCAAGGUCCCCACCAAAAAUCACACUGUUCACGUAGACUACCUGGCAUGGUCCAUUCCCCUAAGUAAAUAGACACUCUUAUCAGGUAAGACAUCCCAAGGGCUUAGAGGUUACCUCCCUGGAGCUGGGCAAGGGCCAAACCUUUCUAGGGUAAGGUUAAUCCUUUAAUGUACACGUAGGAUAUUGGAGGGCACUAGCGUCAGUUUUUCAACGUGAAUCUCUCUCCUAUGGGGUUACAUUCUGUGUUUUGGUGGAAGUCAAGAAGGUACCAGUGGAAGAAGUAUAAUCUUUUGAAUAUUUGAACUUCCCAAGGAAUCCCCAAGCAAUUCUGUGCCUGUGGCCUACUGGCUUAAUAAAAAUAUCAUGUCCCCCAUAGCUAUAAAUCAACUCAGUGCUACCAUAGAUGAUAACACCAAAGGCACAUUCCACACUAUUUGGAAUCUUGAAGAGUGUACCCUGCUGAUCCAUAAUGUACUUAAAAGGGACAUCAUGACACACUUAUUCUGUACAGAUAUAGAACACAAGAGUUCUUCCUGUGGGAGGAUAUUGAACUCUCCAUAUCAGGUGAUAUUCAGUCUCAUGCAGUGGGUGGUUUGUAAAGGAAGAACUCCAAGAAGACAUAUUGGUAAUUGUGUGGUUUUUACCUCACAGGGCACUGGGCUUUUUAAACCUUAGGUAUUUCAUUUUUACAACAAUAAUACAAUGACAUAGGUAUAAUUGAUAACUUAUGUUUCUAAGUAGAAAUGGCAAAGAGAAAGGAAGUGACUUAGCCAACAACAUCCAGCAGAUAAGAGGUGGAGGCGGGAAAUGAUCACAGAUCUGCUGGGAAGGGGCAGAGCUUGAGGGGAGAGUUGGAUUGGGAAGGAAGACAGCAUAGGAGCUGGCCCUAGGAGGUCUGGAUGGGGGGACAGGUAAGGAAUCAUAGGCAAUGUAGAUCCUCAGAAAAUGCACUCACCCUCAGUCUUCAGAGUGCAGUGUCCAGGUUCAAGCUCUUCCUCUUUCAGCAAGUCUCCUCCAUUUGCUCACCUACAAAGUGCAGAGAAGGGAAAUAUACUUGUGAAAAUGCAACAAUCCCGGGUUCCAUGAGGUUAUUGGGGUGGCGGGGAGGAGUACCAAGUAAGCUAAUGGGUGAGAAACCACUUUGUAACUUGGAAAUACUGUGCAUCAGUUAAAUGUCCAUGAGGAUCCCUUGUUUCAGUCCCAGUCUGUCUUUCCCUUCAGACCAGACCCAGAAAGCAGAGCUCCACGACCUAGAGAUUCUUGUGGCUGGAGAUCCUGUGACCUUGACCUGUACCAUCAAAGGCACCUGUGCAGAGAAACCAAAGCCCUUUUCCUUUCCUGGAAUUGGCCCACUCUGUCCUCCAACACAGACGGCUCCAGCAACUCCUCCUCCUGGUGCCGCACUUCACCCCAAAGCCUCAGGAUUAUGGCACCACUCUCAGAUGUUAUUUGAACUUCUCCCUAGCUAAGUUGACCAGAAGUAGCAUGGUCAUGUUCCAGGCGGUCUCACCCACUAGGCUGCUCUAUUCAUCUUGCUCCUUGGAGAAGACUCUACAGUGCAACUGUUCCUUCCAUGGGAUCCCUACACCCUCUGUGCAGUGGUUGAUGGAAGGUGUUCCUGUGGAUGUGAACAGCACAGACAACAUCUUCCAGGUGACUUCCACCAUAAUUGGCCCCUGGACCAACAGCACUAUCAGCCUCAUAGGGGAGCCAGAAAUAGUCAUGAGUCUCCGCUGUGAGGGGAAGAACCAGUUUGGAACCCAUACUUCAAGCAUCUUCCUCCUACCAGUUUACAGUGUGUUCAUGAAGGGGCUGAUCCAGGGCAUUGUGUAUGGAUCCAUUGCAUCGGCACUGUUCUUCUUCUUCCUUGUCCUCCUUGCAAUGAAGAUUCUUAAAUGGUGGGAGGACAGUCACAUUCCCAAGGCCAGAGAGACCCCAAUUAUCCAGAAGCCAGAGCUGCCGGAGGAGCCAGAAACAGCCGUGGAGUCUGAAGCCAAAACCCCUGGGCCUCAAUUGGAAUCUAGGGCUCCCGAGAGAGGACAGACCAUGGACAGACAGACUCCCAGACGGAUCAAGACACAGGCAUGGAUCGAAGAUGUGGAGACCGACCGGCUCAGCCAGACCUCACAGACCUACAGGGCAGGAGCAGCCACUUUGUCUGAGACCCUAAGACCGGAGACCACUGCUAGGAGCUCACGCAUUCCCUGGGCAGACAUCCCCCAAAGACUCCUGGGUGCUGGGCCUCUUGGUCAGCCCCCACCAGGGACACACCUGCUUCCUGCCCUUGAGCCACACGGUCUGGGCCGGCAGGCGAAUGUGCAGGAGCACGGAGGACGGACAGAGGAGCCUGGGGGGAGGCAGCGCUAGGAAAUGGGCUAAUGCUGUGGCAGAGGCCACACGGGCACUGUGACCCAGAGUGACCAGUCACCCUCCUGAGGCCUCGGGCGCUGCCAAGCAAAUCCGCCCUCGGCGUUCUGCAGAGAGAAACAGGGAGCUGUGGGAGGGAAGCGCCUGAAACACUAAAGAAGCCCCAGAGGCCUCUCUGCAGGGACACUGGGGAUCAUGAAGCCCAUCCUCCACACCCCGACAUUGCAAACAGGGAAACCGAGCCUCAGAGUGCCUCAGGCCACACAGCAACACUGUGCACUGCUCAGGACCCCUCCAUCCCAGGACCUUUGAUCCCUGGAGCAGCUCUCCCCAUCCCUGGCCAUUUUCUCCUGCACUAAGAUUCUAGUGCACAGGUUGCAAAAUCAAAAGCCCACAUUGGCCCCGCAGGUAACAAAAUGGGUGCCGUUGGCCUGGUGGGGACCUGGUCCAUCUUGAGAGCAGGCUCCCCACCUGAAGGGGGUGCCAGCAACAGCGAACUCAGCUCCAACUCUUACCUCCCGACAGGAAUGAGAUCUGAACUGCUGGGUCUUCUGGUUUUUGUUUUAAUGUAUCUGUCCUCUACCUCUGUCUGUCUGUCUGUCUAUCUAUCUAUCUAUCUAUAUCUAUCAUCUAUCCAUCCUCUAUCUAUCUAUCUCUGUAUUUUCAGAAGAAUCCAGACACCUAGGUUCUAGUGUGAAAUUUCUGGAUUCACACACGUUAGUAACAGUGUUUAAAAAGCACCUUGGGUCCUGGGGCGCCUGCGUGGCUCAGUCAUUUAGGCAUCCAACUCGAUUUUGGCUCAGGUUGUGAUCUCAUGGUUCGUCAGGCUCUGUGCUGACAGUGUUGGGAUUCUCUCUCUCCCUCUCUGUCCUUUCCCGCUCGUACACUC